AGAAGGGCGUCUGGGGACGCGGAACAGCACAAGGACCGCCGAGAGCAGCGGAAACAAAGGGCAGCGAGAGGAGGAGAAGGCAGCUCUUGCAGGCACACCGCGCCUCGGGAGGGUGGGGGAGGCACAGCCGAGAUGAAAAUGAAGCAGAGAGACCAGAGGAAGAAAAAGCUAGUGCUCCACCUCCACCUGGAAAUGAAGAGGAAGCUGCAGAAAAUGGCGUUGUGAAAACGGUGACAGAGGCUGAGGAUGACAGUGAUAGUGAUAGUGAUGAUGAUGAAGAUGAUGUUCAAGUCACCAUAGGGGAUAUUAAAACAGGAGCUCCACAGUAUGGUUAUGGAGCAGCACCUGUGAAUCUCAAUAUUAAGACAGGAGGGCGAGCUUAUGGAUCUUCUGGUGCAAAAGUAAAAGGUGUGGAUCUGGAUGCACCAGGGAGUAUUAAUGGUGUGCCUCUUCUGGAAGUAGAUUUAGAUUCUUUUGAAGAUAAACCUUGGAGAAAGCCAGGGGCUGAUCUCUCCGAUUAUUUCAACUAUGGGUUCAAUGAAGAUACCUGGAAAGCUUACUGUGAAAAACAAAAGAGAAUACGAAUGGGUCUUGAAAUUUUACCAGUUACCUCAACAACAAAUAAAAUUACGGCUGAAGACAAUGCUAUGGAAGUAAGACCAAGUGCAGAGAUUCUCGAUGGCAGAUACCAUCUUUUUAAGGUACAGCAGGGCAGAACUGGAAAUUUGGAGAAAGAGUUGGCAGUGCAGUCGACCAAAGCUGAUUUCACAUCUCCUCCUGCCUUAUUCAAAUCAGGAAUUCCAACAAACAGGCGGAUAUCUGGCACAAUAGAUGUGAUUGGACAGACCAUUACUAUCAGCAGGGUGGAAGGACGACGGCGUGCCAAUGAAAACAGCAACAUACAGGUUCUUUCAGAACGAUCUAAUCCUGAAGUAGACAAUUUUACCAAGCCACCUCCAUUUUUCCCUCCAGGAGCUCCACCUACCCACCUUCCACCACCUCCUUUCCUCCCACCCCCUCCAACUGUCAGUACUGCUCCACCUCUGAUUCCCCCACCAGGUAUACCAAUAACAGUGCCACCACCAGGCUUUCCACCACCACCUGGCGGUCCUCCACCUUCCCUCAUACCCACAAUAGAAAGUGGACAUUCUUCUGGCUAUGAUGGUCGUUCUGUUCGUGCAUUUUCAUAUGGCAGUGUCACCUUUCCGCACCUUGCAGGUUCUGCUCCUUCAUGGUCUAGUCUUAUGGACACCAGCAAACAGUGGGAUUAUUAUGCACGAAGAGAGAAAGAGAGAGAACGUGAGAGAGAGCGAUCCCGAGAUCGGGAUCGGGACCGGGACCGAGACAGAGAUCGAGAACGUACCAGAGACAGGGAAAGGGACCGAGAUCACAGUCCAACUCCAAGUGUGUUCAACAGUGACGAAGAACGAUAUAGAUACAGAGACUAUGCAGAAAGAAGCUAUGACCGCCAUAGAACAAGUAGAGAGAAAGAAGACCGACACAGGGACAGGAGACACAGAGAGAAAGAAGAGACUAGACACAAGUCAUCUCGAAGUAACAGCAGACGUCGUCAUGACAGUGAAGAAGGGGACAGCCACAGAAGGCACAAACACAAAAAAUCCAAAAGAAGCAAAGAAGGAAAAGAAGCCAGUGGAGAACCUGCUCCUGAACAGGAAAACACUGAAGCUGCCCCUGUGGAAUAGGCUUGUGUGAUUUUUUUGCCUACUUGCAUAUAUAUUAGUGCCAGAAAUAGAUUACUAUAAAUCUUGUUAUUUUUCUGGGUAUUAAAAUAAUUUGCUCUUAAUCUUGUUCUGUUAGUUUGAAAUCAAAGGUUACUUUGAUUUUUUUGAAAAUAAAAGAACGAAUUUUUCAUGUUAAGAUUCCUGGACUGACUUGUCUUUUAAGAAACAGUGAGAAAACAUCUUACAGCUAGAGGCUUAUGCUCUUACAGUAUAUCUAGGGCUUAAAGUCUCAGUAUUGAAUUGUCUUCUUUAUUCAUAAGCCAUGGGAAGGUCAUUCUUUUACUGACUUUAGAAAAAAGUGUGCAUUCACUUUAUUAUAUACCAACAUCUGGAACAGUGUGGGUUCAGAAUAGCUUUUGGAAUUCAUAUUUGAAAAGGUCAUCCUUUACUACAGGGACAGGCGGGAAUUGUAGACUGUUCAAAAACCUUGUACUAAGGUGAAACAAAAAAAAUCAGGGAAACUGGGGAAGGUGGUGAUUGUUCUUAGUCUGAUGGAAUACUGAGUGUUGUGAUCAUACACUUAGUAAUUAUGUCUGGUUUGUGUGGGUGAAUUAAGCUGGAUAAUCAUCCCUGAUGAUUUUCAGUGGCUCAAGAGAAAGUUCAUUUUAGUCUUUGUUCUAGGGGAACAGCUGUCCUUAACAUGAUAAAGAUUAACAAACGUAUACUCUUCCCAUUGCUAGCAUGUGAGGAAAAAAUAAGACUUUGGAACAUGGGUAAUUUACAGAGAAAGGUAAAGAUUAUUUUAAGAAAAUAUAAAACUAUAAUCAGUUUCAGAUUUACUUUAUCCAGAACAGUAUCAUGUGAUUGGCAUGGUAGUCACAAAAAAAUUGUACUGCCCUGUCAGGGUGCUAUUUAGAAGACUUGAUGGUAUUAGCAGGGUGCAGUGUCCUUCCUUACAAAACAAUAAGUCUAUAUAGAAAUCUUAGAUUUAAUAGUAUUAAUUAAAACAUAUGAGGGAAAUGAUGUUGUUUGGUUUUGGUUGAAAAUAACAUCUGUACAAGUACACAGUUACAGUUAUUUUUAAUUAUUUUAGAAAUUCACAGUUUUACAGACUAGCAAACAGUACUUGAAAGUCUUGAAAAUACCAGCUUCAUGCUGACCAUGAAAAGGUACACAUAAUCAAAGUGCUAUUAAUGUGUUGGAUAAAAACCUUCACCUCAUUUUUGCAACUAGAAAAAUUGCAAGAAAUUUUUCUAGCAGUUAUUCAAGGAUUUUUUUGUAAAUCAAAAUAAAGUGGGAGAACAGGAGCUACCACUCCUUAAAUUUCAUUAUUAUUAUAUUGCAUUAAAUAUAUAUAUA
Athene cunicularia (burrowing owl) is the source of this 3041-nucleotide messenger RNA. It is a transcript of the gene FIP1L1, whose product is annotated as factor interacting with PAPOLA and CPSF1. Gene Ontology annotation, cellular component: mRNA cleavage and polyadenylation specificity factor complex. NCBI's taxonomy places the organism in Eukaryota, Metazoa, Chordata, Aves, Strigiformes, Strigidae. The record is from RefSeq and is a predicted model, not a curated record. The transcript has 17 exons. The coding region runs from base 585 to 1703 and encodes 372 amino acids. Gene Ontology annotation, molecular function: RNA binding.